AGUUUUUCCGUUAACGAAAUGCAACCUAUCGAUCCGAACAAUGACACGGCCACCUCUUUUGUGGUGUUGGGGGCCUCGGGGAAGCUGGCCAAGGAGAAGAUCUUUCCGGCCCUGUGGGCCCUCUACAGGGACAAUCGGCUGCCGCAGGGCACCAGGAUUUUCACCUACUGCCGAACGAAGCUCCACACGAGAACCUUCCGGCUGACGUGUGCACCCUACAUGGACCUGGACCCGGAGCGCGAUCCCCCGAAGUUCAACAUUUUCUGGACGACGGUGCACUGUGUCCAGGGGCAGUACGACCAAGCGGACGACUACGUGGCCCUCACCGAGGCCAUGGUGCGGCAGGAGACGAAGCACAACCAGGUGUAUGCGAAUCGCAUCUUCUACCUGGCCCUGCCCCCCAUCACCUUCGAUCACGUGACCCUCAACUUGGGCCGAAUGUGUAAAUCGCCGUUGGGCUGCACUCGGAUUGUGGUGGAGAAGCCCUUCGCCAGGAACGAUCUCACCUUCAAGCCCUACCAGACACUGCUGUGUCAGUCCUUCAAGGAGUCGCAGAUCUACAUGAUCGAUCACUACCUAAGCAAACAGAUCUCGCAGAACCUGUUCGGCCUGCGCUUCGCCAACAACCUCUGGUCGGAGACACUGAACAACCGUCAUGUGGCCGCCGUGUUGAUAACCUGGAAGUGCGAGAAGCCGGUGAAGGACCAUGCGGAAUACUUCAACUUCUACGGCAUCAUUCGCGACGUUAUGACCAAUCACAUGAUGCAGCUCUUGGCUCUGGUGGCCAUGGACAAGCCCUACUCGAACACCAUCGACGACCUGCGAGACGGGCGACUCAAAAUAUUUAAGGAUGUGGUCACCCCCGACAUGGGGGACGUGAUCAUCGGCCAGUACCGCCGAUCGGAGACCGAUCCCGAAAAGAUGGGCUACACGGAGCACAGCUACAUACCCAAGGACUCUAUGACGCCCACAUUCGCUAUGGUCGUGCUGCAUAUCAAGAGCAGGCGUUGGUCCGGAGUGCCAUUCAUCCUGCGUGCCGGCAAGGCCAUGAACGACACCAAGAUAGAGGUGAGGAUGCAGUACAAAUCGGUGGCGUGCGACGAGGGGAACAGCAAGGAUCUGGACAUCAGGAACGAGCUGGUCCUGAGACUCGCACCCUUCGAGGAGAUCUUCAUGCGGCUGCGACUGAAGCAGCCCGGAGAGGAGCUCUGUCUGAAGGAGGCGGCCCUCAAUCUACGAGUGGACGAGCGAGACACCAAGUACAUGCCGAACUUCCGCAGCCAAAUCCUGGACAUCCUCAAGGGCAACCAGAGCAUGUUCAUGCGCACCGAUGAGCAGUGCGAGAUCUGGCGCAUCUUCUCGCCCAUCCUGCAGAAGAUCGACCUGGACCGACCCAAGCCCCUGCCGUACAAUUUUGGAUCACGGGGUCCACUGCUCGCCUACCGCAAGGCUGAGCGGGUCGGGUUCGUAUUCUUCACGUCCGAUGAGUGGCGCGAGAGCAAGGAGAACCUGGACUAUACGGUAAAGAGCAGCAGGAUCCUGAGUGGACCGCACUAUUCGUUGAAGCCCAACCGAAAGCCGGCCAAGUUGAAGCCCAGCGAAAUCUAA
Drosophila persimilis is the source of this 1608-nucleotide messenger RNA. Its product is annotated as glucose-6-phosphate 1-dehydrogenase. Gene Ontology annotation, cellular component: cytosol. NCBI's taxonomy places the organism in Eukaryota, Metazoa, Arthropoda, Insecta, Diptera, Drosophilidae. The transcript has a single exon. Gene Ontology annotation, molecular function: NADP binding; glucose-6-phosphate dehydrogenase activity. The record is from RefSeq and is a predicted model, not a curated record. Bases 19 to 1608 code for a protein of 529 amino acids. Gene Ontology annotation, biological process: pentose-phosphate shunt, oxidative branch; glucose metabolic process.